This is a messenger RNA of Ictalurus furcatus (blue catfish), 4747 nucleotides long. It is a transcript of the gene brf2, whose product is annotated as BRF2 RNA polymerase III transcription initiation factor subunit. The record is from RefSeq and is a predicted model, not a curated record. The transcript is spliced from 6 exons. Gene Ontology annotation, molecular function: RNA polymerase II general transcription initiation factor activity; TBP-class protein binding. Bases 182 to 1384 code for a protein of 400 amino acids. Gene Ontology annotation, biological process: transcription initiation at RNA polymerase II promoter; transcription preinitiation complex assembly. NCBI's taxonomy places the organism in Eukaryota, Metazoa, Chordata, Actinopteri, Siluriformes, Ictaluridae. Gene Ontology annotation, cellular component: transcription preinitiation complex; nucleus.
UGACGCCCUCUAGCGGUUCUAUUAAGCAUUGCAAUAGUAAUUUCGAAAGCCGGAAGUGGGCUCUCAAUACCCGUAUGUAAACAAACGCGUCUGGGUCGUUGCUGUUUGGUCGUGGAGUUGUGUUUGUGCUGUUACAUUUAUUGUAACCUUAAGUACCUGGUGAGGUGUGUGCUGUGUAGCGAUGUCCCCUUCGUGCUCACAGUGUGGCUCGAAAAAUGUGGUGGAGGAUCAGCUGUAUAGUCAGACGCAGUGGGUGUGUCAGGACUGCGGCUCCGUCAUCUCAGAGGGGACUUUCACCACCGUACUGAGUGAAGAGCAACACUCUACAGCCGUGCCUUAUUACCUCAGCACAGAGGUGACGAAGAAGCCAUGUCCCAACCUGAUCAAAGGUCUGGGUAGCGUGCGCUCUCUGUGCCGCAUCCUCAGGUUAUCCAAACACAUGGAGUCUGAGGUGACAAGCUUGUACGAGCGUGCCUAUAAUCACCCCCACUUUCUGAAUUGCCAUUUGAUGAAGAAGGAGAUGUUGGGGGGCUCCUGUGUGCUGUCCGUCUGCAGGCAGAACAACUGGCCUGUUGCCAUGGGAACCAUCAGCAUGCUGUUAGACGCCGAGCCAACUUCCGUAGGCGCCGUCUAUCACGACCUGAUUAAAACCCUGAACAUCCAAAAUACAACAAGCAGCUUCACUGAGCUGCUGGAGAGCCACUGUCACGAGUAUAAGCUGAGCCCCAAUGAUGUGCCCGAUGUCUGUGCGGAGUCUGUCGAGCGGUUGGUGCAGCGGAGCUCUGCACUGUUGGAACUGGCCACUGAUGUGUGGAUAGCAACCGGACGCCAACCGCUGCCCCUCCUCACUGCGUGUGUGUAUGUGGCCUGGCAGUCUCUCAAACCCAUGGCCCGUAUGAAGUACACCCUGAAUAAGUUCUGUGAGAUAGCAAGGUUGCCAACGUUGAAGCAGUCGUGUGUGACGCGGCGGGACACAGUGUCACGGCGCGUCAGCGAGAUCAGGGAGGCGCUGUGUAAGCUGGGCCGUGUCUUGCCCUGGCUCAGAGGAGGCACCGUCGAGCCCGGCUCCAUCUGCACGCUGGUCGAUGACAUCCUCUCAUACCGCAGAACUCUGAUGCUGCAGGCCAUGAGGAGCAGUGAGCUCGAGGAGGAUGCUGAAGAACAGAGUGCAGCCUCCUCUGAAGAAGUGCACUGGGGAAAAAGGCACCUUUUCCUGCCUCCUUCAGCAAGGAACGCAAAGCGUCCGAGACCCAACUCACCCGAGCCAGACGUCAACGGAGAUGAGAAUAUAUCAGACACGGAGAUAGAAUCAUACAUUCGCUCGCCGGAGGAGGUGAAGUUCUAUGUGGAGGUGCAGAAGAAACUGACUGAGGACAAGAAGUGAAGGAUUCAACCUGAACACUAGCUAAACCAGUGUUUUUUUUUUUUUGUUUGUUUUUUUUUUUUUUUUAAACUGUUUUUCAGUUUGUCGUUUUAUUUAAACUUGUUUCGUUGUUCACUGAGUACUUCUGCAAUAUGCACUUUAAACUAGCUUUACUAAGUUCUAUUUAGUGCGCACUACUGAGUGUGAGAGAUGGCUGGUUUGUUUUGUCCUGCUGUUUUCGCAGUAGCUGUUUGCAGUCCAGACAAAGGCAACGGGAUCAAAGACCACAUGCCUUUACGUCCAUGUAUGGAAAGCUAUAAAUGGGCAUGCCAUGUAAAUAACCUGAGCUUUAUUUCCUCUUGUUUUUGUCGUUCAUGACGUCUGCUAUAUACUGAGUAUUGCUGCAGAUUGCAGUAGUGCACACUACCAAGUGUAAGAGACGCAGUCGACGCCAGAGACUGAUAUUUUUUUAUUUUUCAAUUUAUGUGGAAGUUACAUCACAUCUUAGAGCAGUGCAUUGUGGGAGUCCUUCAAUACUCCCCAACCCCCCCCCCCCCCCCCCUUAAGUUCUGCUUUCUGCUAAAGCCUUUACUGCACUCUUGUAUUUCUCCUCAUCCACCGAAUCCCCUUGGUUUCCAUUUUAAGAACUAUACUAAAAACUGAAGACGUUUUACCCAGAAGGCAUUGCUGUGCCCUAAUACAUUUAUAAGGAUAAAAAUGAGCAAUAUUAUCAGUAUGGGAAUUGCUUCAGUUACAUUGUUCUCGCUGUCAGUAUAGAAAUUAAUAGAGUGGUUUUGUUAUCAUUCUAAUUUAAAAUGUUGUGGGUUUUUUUGUUUGUUUUUUCAGAACUGUUUAUUGGCGAAUAAUUUGGAAGUAUGUUUUUUUUUCCAGUGAGUUAUUUUGAUUAAAAACCAUUUUUCAACACCACAUUAUUUCUUUCAUUUGUAGUCUGUAAUUUCUAUGCCAAGAAGUUUGGCUUCAUGUUUGAACGAGUUAGAAAAGUCUUUAGCAAAGGCACCUCGCACUUGAGAUGAUCAUUAGGGUUUGUUUAUAGGGACCAGGGCCAAUUUUACUUCCUGCUUCCUCACAGAAUAGAGCACUGUGUCAGCCAUGAUGUGGCACCCCUGGUCAAGGGUCCAACAAAUGUAGAACCCUGACCUCGUGGCAUGACUCCUCCACGUUCAUAAUGUUGUUAGAUGGUAUCAGUAUUGUGCAAUCUGCACAACUUCUAUUAUUUUCGCUAAUGGUUAUGCCCAAGUUUGGUCAUGGUUACAUCAGGAACAGGAACGCCUGUUGAAAUCAUGUUCUCUUUCAAGUACCUCGGACCCAAAAUGGAAACAUACUUUAUCUUUAUACGUAUAAUUUAUUUAUUUAUUUAUUUAUUUAAUGAUCUUUGUGCUUUAAGGAUGGUGGAGUUGUUGGAUCUGUUUGAUGGCAUAAUUUGAUGAUCUAUCCAGCAAUAAACAUUUUAGGAUCCACUAAUUCUAACAAACAGAUGCAAGUUAAUACUACUACUACUACUAAUACAAAACUGUUAAUCCUCCCUGCUUUGUGUGAGGGUGUGUGUGUGUCUGCCUACCGGCCUGUGCUGUGUUUGUGAUGUCUCCUGCAGGAAUGCAAGAUUACAUCCUGCUCACUGACCUUGAGGGUUUCACAGCUCUGUUCUGAACUUCCCUUUACUCUCCAAAAAGGCAGGAUCAACCAAAAACCCACACAGAAUGCUGUUUAGUGUUCAUGUCCUAAAUGGAUAUUGUUAAUGGAUAUCAGUUCCAUGUUUGCAAAGGAAAGCAGCUCUUAUAAGACCUAUAGUAAAUUAGAAAAUUUGACAUAUAGCAUAGGCAUAAACACAAAGGAAUUACCAAAGAAAUAUAACAGGUUAAAAAUAGAAAUGCCAUACAUACACAUAUACUGUCUUACUCCUAUAUACGGUCCCAAAAAGUAUUGGGACAGCAAGGCCAAUUUGAUUUUCACUAUAUGUUGAUGAAAUUUGGGUUUGAGAUCAAAAGAUAAGUACGAGAUGAUAGAUCAGAAUUUCAGCUUUCAUUUCCUCAUAUUUACAUCUAGAUGUGUUCAACAACUUUCAACAUGGCACCUUUUGUUGUAACCCACACAUUUUUUUUCCCAAGAGAUCAAAAAUAUUGGAACACAUGGUGUUUUUUGCUGCCCAGGUGUGCCCUGUUAAAUUGAUUGUUUAAAGAAUGAAUAGCUCUGAAUGUCUACUCUUGGUUUGAGCCCUAGCAUUUGCCUGCAUUUGUUAGAAACCACUCAUGGGAUAAACCAACAUGAAACCAGAGAGCUGUCUGUGGGAGAAAAGUGAGCCAUUUUGAAGCAAAGAGGGGAAAUCUAUCAGAGGAAUUGCACAAGCAUUGGGCAUAACCAGUACAACGAUUUGGAAUGUCCUGAAAAAAAGAAAGAAACCACCGGUGUACAAACAACCACAAAUGGAACCGGUCGGCCAAGGAAAACAACAACAGCAGUAACAUUGUGAGAGCUGUGAAGAAAAACCCUAACAACAGUUAGUGUCAAUUCCAACAUCACCAGUCCUAUCACAACUGUGGAACACAUGGACUGUGGGAAAACAAACAAUUUGAGUGGGAGACACAGUGAACAGAGCAUGAGUAAACCUCCUGCUGAUGCGUCGCUGGGAGCUCGACAGACAUCAGACAGUGCUUUUCUUAAACACUGACGAUGAAAACUCUGCUAUCGUGAAAGGAUUUAGCUGCUCAAAGACACAACAAGAGGACUUAAUGCUCUUAAUCUGAUCUGAGGUGGUGCGUCAGGUAAUACAACUAAGCCUUUAAUCCAAACUGUCUCAUAUUCAUAGAGAUGGAGAGGCAUUUUUACUCAUGUUACAUACUUUUUCCUAAUAUAUGCAGUCACACACAUCUAUAGCUGUCCUGUCUUUCUGUGUAUAAGUGUUCUUCUGUGUGUUCCUGCAUAGGGCAAGAGAUUACGACCUAGCUCAAGUGCAUGUAUGUGUGUGUCAAAGCCAUGUUUAAAGCACUCCCAUGUGAAACAUUUAGAUCAACAGUAAGCAUGAAUUCACACACUUGACACGCAGGCGUGUGGUGUGCAGUCUGGAAGGGAUUGUACUGAUGCUAUGUGGAAAGGAAAAUGAAGAUGGUGAGUGGUUUCUGUGGUCUCUGGGGAUCUGUAAAUUGCCAAACCGAGGACGGAAUAUAUCUCUACUUUGUGCAGGAUGUUUUUCAGCACAUCAAGCGCUCCUUCUUCUCCUGUGGUCUCUGGAGGCGAUGGCACUAGCUGAGAUAGUUCCAGAAUUACUGGCAUCCUUUAAAAGAAUGAGAAAAAUUGCUUGCACAAGAUAAGCAUUACAGCACACAUUCAGAUUUUCCACUCAAAUAUCAGAAGAGAUUACUAACCUAU